Molecule: messenger RNA, 1686 nt
Organism: Cyphellophora attinorum
Lineage: Eukaryota; Fungi; Ascomycota; Eurotiomycetes; Chaetothyriales; Cyphellophoraceae
Exons: 1
Coding region: 1-1686 (561 amino acids)
Source: RefSeq, a predicted model, not a curated record
AUGGCUGCUGGUGCGGGAUACAUGCGAUACAGGUUCGUUUCACAAGAUCCGAAGGCGUCUGUACGCCGACAGGAACUUGAGAUCGCUGCUAGGAGAUCUCAUUCUGCAAGGGUAGUGCACAAGCGCCAUCAGGCUUGUGAGGCUCUACUGGCACGUGCUCUGAAGCCAAGUUCAGAAGAAGAACACGAGCUGCAGCCUGUCGAGCACCGAGGAAAUGAGCAAGCACCAAACGUGCCGGCACCCACCUCCACAAUUGAGAAGGGUGCAAAAGACACCAAAGUCUCGCAUGCCCCAGAAACUACACCGCAGCUAGGCAUCCUAGCAAGACGCCUCAAGGGCAACUCCGACCCCUUCGCAGUGUACGCCAUCAAAGUAUCGCCACGUAUCAACCAAGCUCUCACCUUCAUGCGCGAGACCGUACAUCCCGCCAUCUACUACUAUCCCAUCUUCCGAAGAAUAUACGGUCAUGGCGGCACGUCCAAGCAAAACAAUUGGCUUCCCGCCGGCUUAGCAAAACAGGGUUGGGAUUUCGCAUCAUCGAGUCUUCAAGAUGAAGGACUUGCGUUUGCUUGCAUUGCGAGCUAUGUUGUGAAUCUAGCGGAGUUUCUGCAUACAAGCACGGCUUUCAAUGCUUCUCACUUGGCUCUGGCUAUGAUCACGAAGAGCUCUGAGAUCCUGCGGCGACGAUUGAUGAAGCGGAAAGCAGAUCAGCCUCUCGACAAGCUGCUGAUCAGUCACGUCUACUGGCUGCUCCGCGCAAAUGUCUACCUGACAGACAGUGUUGCUGUAGAGUCUCAUGGGGCUAUGCUCAGUAGGGCUGUCAUCAGAGGCAUGGCGGAUGGGUCUGUGGACAAUUUGAUAUUUAUCCACGCUGCCACACUUGAUUCGGACGUAUCUGCGGUACACAUGAAGCGAACUUGGUUCGAUUACUCGUGGUUCGCCAAAAUAUGUGCGCCGCUAUGGGCUGCCGUGGAGCCUCAGCUGCCUCCAGUUCCGCCACAUAUCUUCGAGGCUGUUCAUCCCAAUGUCACCAACCCAGUCAUAAGAGGAGUGUUCAUGCAAGCAAGACAACAGAGUGAGUAUGCUGAGCGGCCACCUCCAGACAAAGCCUGGGGCUCACGCACACAAAAGUCACUGGCCUACUCCUGGUUCGCGACCGUAAGCUUGUGGGGACUUGGAUCUGCCAUGAAAGUAUAUCAAGAUCUGAGAGAUGUCUGUGGCUACGGCUUCGCAUCUGGAACGCUCGAGGAACUCACUCAAGCGGCCAUAGCGAUUGGCCUGCUCUUCUAUGUCCGUGCCUUCGGACAUGUAGUCCUCGUAAAUGGCGUGAAUCUCCGAGACGCUUCGCAUGUCCUGGUACCGCAGAUGAAGAUGGUGAUUAGCCAGAUAUUCGAGCGUUGGACUGUGAAGGAGAUGAAGCAGUUCAAGGACGCGUAUCUCUGGUUGUUGUACUUGGGUGCCUUUUAUGAGCAACUGAGCUUACGCAAACCGGCAGGCGUGCCAGAAGUGUGGUUUCAGCAUCGACUGGUGAAGUGUGCACUCGAAGCGAACAAGGCAUCGUGGGAGACUUUGAGUCCUGUCCUGGAACAAUUUCUGCUCGUCAGCUGGCUGGAGCCGCAUGGCAGCUCAUGGUUCGAUACAUUGGUCGAUGAUGUGCGACCGCUUGCAGGAUUGUGGGCUAGGUGA